Messenger RNA from Daldinia vernicosa, 657 nucleotides. RefSeq lists its product as uncharacterized. Gene Ontology annotation, molecular function: nucleic acid binding. The record is from RefSeq and is a predicted model, not a curated record. The transcript has a single exon. Lineage: Eukaryota; Fungi; Ascomycota; Sordariomycetes; Xylariales; Hypoxylaceae. Bases 1 to 657 code for a protein of 218 amino acids.
AUGGCUCAUGUCAACGGAAACCACGGAGGAAAUCCCCACAACCCCCUUAACCAAAGUGCGAACAUCGCUGCGUCCCAGAGCACCUCAGUAUGGGUGACCAAUCUCCCAGGAGAUUGUACCGUCCAGCAGUUGCUCGCCCCUAUAAGACGAGUUGGCAAGAUAUUCUUUGUCCACAUCAACCCCCCUACCAAGGAGAUCCCCACCUCGGCGGCCAAGAUCAUCUUUUGGGAUCGCCGGGCAACCGAUAAUUUCCUUGAUCUUAUCAGGCAAGAUAAGAUCGAGUUUGGAGGGCUUAAACCUUCAGUAAAAAUGCACCGCAUCCGAGUAGCACCACAACCAGAGUCGGCCUGCAGCCGCGUCCUCAUCAUCUGGGGCCCGCCUCAGGUCGUCGACAUGGAGGUCUUGGAGCCCCUCUUCCGCUCCGAGAUCGAUUUCCAGAUCGACGACAUUGAGCAGUGGAUGUGGCGCGGCGAGCGGAGGCUCGAGAUCCGCUUCGGCUCGUAUAGAGCCCAGGCUGCCCGGGCAGAGCGGAUGCUACGGGCAUUACAGAGGGGGGAGACGACUAGGUACGCCACCGCGAACUUGACGCCAGAGCAGCGCAUCUUUCUGGGCCUUAUCAGGAUACUAUGGGGCGGUGAUCCUUGUGAGCUGUGGUAG